AUGGCCAUAAUUACACUACCUAAAGCGGAUAACCUCAGUAUUUCGGAUCGUCAACAGCUCGCAGAGUGGAAUGCUGCCGUCUCAGAAACCCAGGGACUAUGUGCUGGGGACCUUUUUGCGCGUGUUUGCCAGGAGAAGCCAAACGCAACGGCCGUGGAGGCAUGGGAUGGCAAGCUAACUUUCCAUGAACUGGAUGUGAAAUCCUCCAUGCUUGCCCGGCUCUUGCUAAAGCAAGGUGUCGGACCCGAGGUAUUUGUAGCAAUCUGCUCAGACAAGUCAUAUUGGACUACCAUCGCCGUCUACGCAGUGACCAAGGCCGGUGGUGCCUUUGCGCUCUUGGAUCCCUCCCACCCGCUCACUCGCUUGCAGGAGAUCACGAGCGAUCUCCGAGCGCAUCUGGUGCUUUGCUCCCCAGGUCGAGCAGAGCUCGCCAGCCAGCUGGCUGACGGUCUGUCCAUGGUCAUUCUCGACAACCGCCUGGAGGAAGAACUCGUGCAACUGGAUGCCGGAGAACCGGUGCCAUCCGUUAGCGUGAAGCCUCACCAUCCUCUCUACGUCGUAUUCACCUCGGGGUCGACCGGAAAGCCCAAAGGCACCGUUCUUACCCAUGAAGCUAUGACAUCUGCUUUACUGGCCUACAAGGACGCUCUGCAGCUCGGCCCACAUGCACGGGUGCUCCAAUUCGCCUCGUACUCGUUUGAUGUGGGCGUCUACGACCAAUACUGGUCUAUCUUGCCAGGCGGUUGUCUCUGCGUACCCUCGGAUGACGACCGCCAGAAUCGUCUGGAGGAAACCUUCAACAAGUGGCAGGCGAAUUGGGUACAACUUACUCCAUCGGUUUCACGGAUCAUAGAUCCCCGCAAUGUACCUUCGUUGAAGUACCUGGUCCUCGGAGGCGAGAGUCUCACACGCCGUGACCUUGAUACUUGGAACCCCCAUGUGCAUGUGGUCGGCCUGUAUGGUCCUGCCGAGUGCUCUAUGGCUGUCACUGUGCAGACUUCUUUCACACCUUCUACACCCCUAGCCACUCUCGGCCAUGCGUACGGGACAAGGUGCUGGGUGGUUGACGCACACGACCAUACAAAACUGGUACCUGUAGGUGCCACCGGCGAACUAAUCCUGGAUGGGCAGAUAGUCAGCCAGCGGUACCUCAACAACCCGCAGCAGAAUGCCCGAGCCUUCAUUCAAAACCCACCUUGGCUACCCUCAAACCGACCGUCCGACCGACUACUAUAUAAGACGGGCGACCUGGUACGGUAUCAGUCUGAUGGAACACUAUACUUCCUAGGCCGGAAAGACACCCAGGUCAAGCUGCGUGGUCAACGCAUCGAGCUCAGUGAGGUUGAACAUCAUGUCCGGCAGCAUUUGACCGGCCGCCCUGAGGUCGUCGCAGAGGUCGUUGUGUCCCCCAACCGAUCACCCUCGUUGAGCGUCUUCAUCUUAUCACCAACUUCUGACGAUAAAGACGAGCUGUUCGGUCGCGCGGAUGAGGCAUUCAGAGCGCAGGUGCGAGAGCUACAAUCCCAGGUUCGACAGAGUGUGCCGCGAUAUAUGAUCCCAGAUGUGUAUCUGCGUCUCAAUCGUCUCCCCAUGACCAAGACAGGAAAGACAGAUCGCAGGCAUCUACGCGACCAGGCAGCACAGCUCAAUGCCGACCAAUUGUCGCUCUACAGUGGUAUGUCUAGUGCGGCCAGCAAGGCGAUGCCGAUUGGAGCAGCGGAGGAAAUUAUGCAAGGUCUCUGGGCCGACAUCCUCGGGGUCUCGCAACUCAGUAUUGGCCGCAACGAUGGGUGGGUGUCGCUGGGAGGGGACUCCCUGCUGGCCAUGAAACUCGUAGGCAAGGCACAGCAUACACCGGGGCUGGCCAACUUCACCGUGCCGGACGUUUUCAACUCUCCUACUCUGGCAGACCUCGCAAGACUGACAACCAUGGAUUCAGCUUCCCGCCAGCUGCUCCCGCCCGUUGAGCCUUUCGGUCAGCUAUCGUCAGCCGAAAGAACGGCUAUUGUUCAAAAGGCGCAGGAUCAAUGUCAGCUGGCUCCCGGAGAAGCUAUAGAAGAUAUCUAUCCUUGCACAGUACUACAGGAACGUAUAAUCCGGCCGUCAGAGCAGCACCUGGGGAACUAUACCCUGCGGAUGGAGUUCUCGAUGCCCGCUGACGUGGACGAGGAUAGGCUGGCACGGGCCUGGAAGCACAUGGUAGCCUGCCAUCCCAUUCUGCGCACGCGAAUUAUCGAGAUUCAGCCUGAGCGGUGGUACCAAGCGGUAGUCCGUGAAGAGAUUCCCCUCGACCGGCCGACAAGUCUGGAAAGCUACAACACCCAGAACGCAGAUACCUGGGGCAUCGGACGUCGUUUGGCAUGUGCGGCCUUAAGCCAGGACAAGGGAACUUUGGUAGUGGUGCUGCAUCACGCACUGUACGACCUGUAUACCCUCACACAGCUCUUUCUUCACAUGGAUCAGGAGUACCGUGCAGAAGCACCAUCCUCACCCAGCAUCAUUCCCUACAGUGCAUUUGUGCGAUGGACCCGGGAGAUCGAGCCGCGCACCCGGAAGUUCUGGGCCAACAUGUUUGAGGGCUUUCAUGGUAGCAUCUUCCCUCCGCUACCAACCCCGUCCCAUCAAUCUCUCGAGAACGCGGAACUACAUCAGCACGUUCCCCUUGUAGCGGAUGAGUUUACCGCAUCCAACAAGCUGGCUCUCGCCCUGGCGAUCGUAACUUCGUGGCAUAUUGGCGUGCCCGACGUCGCCUACGGCUUCACCAUGGCUCGUCGCGGAGCACCUGUGCCGGACAUCGCGGCUAUGGUGGCGCCGGCGGCGACCAUCUUGCCUGUCAGAGUGCAGUUAAACGAGGAGCUGAGCGUGCGAGCAAGUUUGCAACGCAUGAGGCAACAAUCUUUGGAAAUGAUGUCCGUUGAAGGCAUCGAGGCCCGCGACAUUGCUACCCUCAACCCUGGCGCUGCUGCCGCGGGUCAAUUCCAGACACUGUUGCUCAUUCAACCGGACAUCUCUCAGGAGUUCCCUGGCCUGUUUACCCGUUGGCAGAUGAUUACCGAUCGCAUGCGAGCACAAUGGGCGCUCAUGCUGGCAUGCUGGUUGUCGUCUGAUUCUGUGACGCUGACGGCCAAAUUCGAUCGAGAGGUCAUCAAUCACGCGCAAGUACAAGGCUUUUUGGACGAGAUGAAGGCUGUUAUGGCUUUGUUGCACGACAGUCCGCAAAUGUUGCUAAAGGACAUUCAUGACCACGUUCAUAACGAGGCUAAAGUGCCAGUUCACGUUGUCGCCAAGCCAGUUGACUUGGUUGAAGUUUGA
Messenger RNA from Talaromyces atroroseus, 3312 nucleotides. RefSeq lists its product as hypothetical. The record is from RefSeq and is a predicted model, not a curated record. Gene Ontology annotation, biological process: secondary metabolite biosynthetic process; amino acid activation for nonribosomal peptide biosynthetic process. Gene Ontology annotation, cellular component: cytoplasm. Gene Ontology annotation, molecular function: catalytic activity; phosphopantetheine binding. The coding region runs from base 1 to 3312 and encodes 1103 amino acids. Lineage: Eukaryota; Fungi; Ascomycota; Eurotiomycetes; Eurotiales; Trichocomaceae. The transcript has a single exon.